Molecule: messenger RNA, 363 nt
Organism: Penaeus chinensis
Lineage: Eukaryota; Metazoa; Arthropoda; Malacostraca; Decapoda; Penaeidae
Product: piggyBac transposable element-derived protein 4-like
Exons: 1
Coding region: 1-363 (120 amino acids)
Source: RefSeq, a predicted model, not a curated record
AUGGCCACGUCCAGGCAGGAGUUUCUGGCAUACCUUGGUAUCCGAGUGAGAAUGGGCUUGUGGAAACCAGCCAAUUAUCGCGACUUCUGGUCGACCAACCGUGUUCUGCGUCACGAACUCGUUGCCGAGGUCAUAACAAAGGAUCGGUUUGACCAGUUGGCGACACACCUCCAUUCCACCCACUUGGAGGAAGGAGCUCCACUCCCAGAGGACAGGAUGUGGAAGCACCGACCAGUUGUGGACUCUCUCAAUGACUCGUUCCGAUUGGUCUUCGUACCAGGGCAGGACAUUGCCAUAGAUGAGUCUUUGUGGAAGUUCCGUGGGCGGCUAGGCUUCAAGACCUAUAACCCAACCAAGAGGUGA